AAAUAUGUCUUAAAUGAUGAAAAAAAAAACUCCAUCUAGAAAUAUUUUAAAUGUAGAGUGCUCAGUAUUUAAAAUCUCCAUUUUAUUAAAAUAGUAAUAUUUUUUUUAUUUGUGAGAUGAUUAGUUAUGAUAAAAACUUUCAACGAGAUGUUAAGAAUCCAAAUUUUUAAGAAAUCCUGUAAGUUUCACACCUAAACAAUUUGCUAGCGAUCACAUUGUCAUUGGCCAAUGCUGGCCACGCAUCUCUAACGUUCGCACACGACAAAAACUUUAGCCUUAUCGAUAAGAUUAGUUAAAUUAUCAUUUUGGCUAGUUACACGUAACAGAGUUAAUUCUCCCUUCUAUAUAUUGCGUAUGUUUAACAUUCAUUCAUCAAUGAAGAAUCAUUUCCCCUUAACUAUUUUCUUAUGUUAUUAUCUUUUCGUCUCUCUUUUAUUCGGAUCGAAUUUAUCUUCUCAAUACUUUCCUCUAUCGCUUUUUAAGCUUUGGAAAACAUAUACAAACUUGAUAUCUUCCCCUACAAUGGCUGUACUUCUUCAAACGAAGUACACUCUAAGUCCCAUCACAAACAACAUCCCAAGAAGCCAUCGUCCGUCGCUUCUCCGUGCACGUGUUACGUGCUCUCUUACCCCCGCCAAGAAGUCUCAUCCUAACCGUGAGAAGCUCGUUCUUGAGAAACGCCUUGUGAACCCUCCUCCCUCCAACGACCCAACUCUACAAUCUACACUGACCCACCGGUUAUGGGUCGGAGCGGGUUGCACCACCGUGUUUGCCUCUUUUGCCAAGUCUAUUAUUGGAGGGUUUGGUUCUCAUAUCUUGCUCGAACCAGCUUUAGCCGGUUACGCAGGUUACAUCUUAGCUGAUCUUGGCUCUGGUCUAUACCACUGGGCCAUCGAUAACUACGGUGAUGAGUCAACGCCUCUAGUAGGAACCCAAAUCGAAGCUGCACGAGGUCACCACAAAUGGCCUUGGAUAAUCACCAUACGUCAAUUUGCAAAUAAUUCACACGCUCUGGCUCGUGGAAUAACCUUUACGGUUCUUCCACUAGUUCUUGCAUGUAAUGACCCGGUGGUUCAUGGCUUUGUGAGCAUGUUUGCAUUUUGCAUAUUGUUUUGCCAACAAUGUCAUGCUUGGGCUCAUGAAAGAAAGAGUAAGCUUCCACCUCUUGUUGUGGCGUUUCAGGACAUGGGGCUUCUCCUUUCACGAAGACAGCACGUGAAUCAUCACCGCCACCACCGUACGUAUAUGAGUUACUGCAUAGUGAGUGGGGUAUGGAACAAUGUUUUGGAUGACAAUAAGAUCUUUGAGGCAUUAGAAAAGGUGUUAUAUGUCCAGUUCGGGGUGAAACCUAGGUCAUGGAGCCACCCAAACUCCGAAUGAACAUACGAAUUUGAUAUCUCCAACAACCUAGCAUAUACAUUAAUCAUCCAGAAAAAAAUAUUCGAUUCAAUUUCUUAAAUAAGUAAAUCAUUAAACGAUAAAUUUUCCAUCUUUUGUUUUAUCUUAUUUCUCAUCUUGUAAUAAUGUUCUUGUAUUGUCUCAUAUAAAGUCUCGAAUACCUCUUUUGUUUCUCUAUUAGGAAAGCAUUUUCCCACAAGCUUAAUGGGAACAUAGAACAUGGUGUUUUGCUGGAAAAGUAAAUAAAUAAAUAAACCAACCAAUGAAAAAUUCCUAAAUUUACAACUUCU
Messenger RNA from Brassica napus (rape), 1688 nucleotides. Its product is annotated as fatty acid desaturase 4-like 2, chloroplastic. The transcript has a single exon. NCBI's taxonomy places the organism in Eukaryota, Viridiplantae, Streptophyta, Magnoliopsida, Brassicales, Brassicaceae. The record is from RefSeq and is a predicted model, not a curated record. The coding region runs from base 355 to 1380 and encodes 341 amino acids.